AUCUGUCAUUGUGGGACGCCUUGCGUUCCGGUCUCAGAAGUGACCAACACAUACGAGGAUCGCGCGAAGUCUUGGUAAUAUGUUGGUCAUCUCCCCUAGCUUUGAACAAACACGAAACUUGUCUUAGGCUUCUGAACUUGAAACCCCUCGCCUGGCCCUGCCUGAUUUGCCUCCACCCACACGCACGUGCCACCAAGAAUCAUUGCUCGAUAAUCAAGGAACUCCAUGACCGGAAUAUGCUCCUCGAUGUUGAUUCCGUUGACGAAGGGCGGAACUACAUACACGUAAAGCGGUGACGUUCAGAUCCGACCAGGCGCGGAUGGUCUCCAUCUGAAUCAUCCACUCUUCUUUGCUUCCUCAAUGACCAACUCCGACGACGUAUAUUUAAGGAGGCUGGAAAUGAAGGAAGUAGUUAUCAUCCGACAUACGCAACCCCAUCUUACAGUAUCAUGAACCCUAUCUCUAUCCAGAAGGCCGACAAGUUUUUCCCCGCCCCUUCUGCAGCGCCAACAAGCCUCUGCGCUCAGCGGCUUCCGGGCCCUAACACAGUGGGGGCUGGCGAGGCGGUCAAGCGCAUCUUGAGGGACAACCAUGUCAAGAACCACAUCUUCUUCAAGUCUAGCGGAAAUCACAACCACAUCUCGCACCACACCCUUGCGGUGUACGGGCUGGGUGCUUCUAGCCCGAUCAUUGAAACAUUGUACGACACGGACUUGAACGUACAGCGCGGUAUGCCCCAAACCGCUGAGAAAAUCACGCUGGACAACUUUGGCAAGCAUCUCUCUGAUGAGAACUACUACCCUCGAUAUGUGGAGUUCUUCGCCGAAGAGAUUGAUAAGCACGGAGUGCCGGCCACUCUCGAGCGUUUUAUGUAUUCCGACGAGUUCAACGUGAACGUCGAUGGCACAGGGCACGCCAUGCUCGCACGCAACUUCAUUCCGGCACUUCACGCCAUGAUUCACUUUGGAUACGCCGUCGAGUUUGGUAUCCAAGGGCUGGUCGCCGAGGGUUUGGCUAUGGCUGCUGUGGACAUUAAUGUCCCUAACACCCAGUUCCUCGCGCCGCUGUGGACUAAGGUCUCUGCCAAAUCCUCGGUGGGGGCAAUCACCGACGAAGUCUCGUCUCUCGGUGUCAGCGGCACUAGCGGCGUCAAUGGCACGCACAAGAGUACCUCCGAAACGACGGUGUUCGACAUCCUCCCUCGCGUUCUCAAAUACGACAAGUUCGCAGCGACGAAUUCCGAGACCCCCCAAAAGGCGAUUAAGGUGGCAUAUGAGAACCACGGUGAUCGUAUGGUCGAGUAUGCUCUCGACUGGAGCAUCGAUCUAUCAAAGCUUGGCGAGCUGGAGCGCAAGAUUGAGGAGUUGCAAUGGUUGAAUGUGACCCUUUACGGCGUUGGCGGAUGGCGCGAGGGUGAAGGCUUGCAGGCUGAUUUCUUCGUUAUGCACCUCGUCACGUCGUCCCUUUUCCUCGGACCAAAUGUUCAUCCCCUGAGCCAGCGCUCGCAGGAAAUCUUCCUCCGCGCAUACUUUGCCAACACACUCGCCCUGUACCACAUGUUUGGCCGCCCACCCCUCCACAUCUCCGCGUUUUGGAAGAACACCACCGCUGCCGAGGCUUUUGUUCCCGGCUCCGACGUGAGUGCCGGAUACACGGCAGCCCAGGUCGACGCAAAGGUCCUCGCAGCGACUAAGGGAAAUCCCAACCCUUGGCUUACGCACGCGCAAAGCGCAAUCGUGGCCAAGGACGAUCACUACGCGAAGAUAAUCCGCGCACUAUUACACCUCGCCACGCAGUUUGGCGACCGUCCGACGGGACACCUGGCGAAGAUCGCGCCGAACUCGGGGCUUGAGGGACUUGAGCAGCUUGACGGCUCGUUCUUCCUCAGGGUGGCAGGUUUGACGGCGGAGGCCGUGUAUGAGACUCAGGCUUGGAGCUUUGGCGGGUUUUACAAGAACGAGCUGUAACCGUACUAAACUAACCUCUAUGUAUCUUGUACGACGUGUACCUAGUAGAUGGUAA
Messenger RNA from Coniophora puteana RWD-64-598 SS2, 2022 nucleotides. RefSeq lists its product as uncharacterized. Gene Ontology annotation, molecular function: oxidoreductase activity. The transcript is spliced from 6 exons. Bases 450 to 1967 code for a protein of 505 amino acids. The record is from RefSeq and is a predicted model, not a curated record. NCBI's taxonomy places the organism in Eukaryota, Fungi, Basidiomycota, Agaricomycetes, Boletales, Coniophoraceae.